AUGAAAGGCGUGUUUGCCAACGUCCUGCUGGCUGCUACAGCUACAGCAGGCUUUGUCUCGCUGGAUCUAUCCAAAGAGGCUCGUUCUGUCGCUGCGCCUCAGCAGCUGACCUCGCGAACACAUACCCGUGAACUCGAACGACGCAAGAUCACUGAAGGCUUUUUUUUCGACAGUCAUUUUGGAUACAUGAUCAAUGUCGAGUUCGGCACGCCGCCUCAAAAGGUAGCCCUGUUGGUCGACACAGGAGCCAAUGACAUUUAUCCGCAUACCGUCAAGAAGUCGUCGUGCGACGCUAUAGCGCCUUGUCCCGGGUUAUACAACCCCAAUGCAUCUAGCACAUAUGCUAUCGCCAGUGGCAACGACCUUGAUGGAAAAUCAUUCUUCAGAAGUUUUACGCCUCAAGGAUCACUCAAUGGCAACUAUGUCAAAGAUGUCGUGUCUGUGGGAAGUGCAAAAGUGCAGAACCAGGUGUUUGGUGCCCUCACUGAUACAUGGAUUCGUUUCAAUAUAUUUGGCCUCGCGCCUACACCACCAGCCCCACGCUCGCCUGACGACGCAGAGUACAGUAGUCAUGUUUCCUUCUUAGACAAUCUUUACCGGCUAGGCUCCAUCAAUCGCAGGCUCUUCAGUCUUUACUUGGCGGGAGGAAGUCUGCUUCUCGGUGCCGUUGACACCGCCAAGUACUACGACAAGCUUGUUCCGCUUCCCAUGGCCCCUGUUUCGAGUUCCAAAGACGGCCAUGUCGAUUAUCGCGUCCAACUGUACGGGCUGACUAUGCCGGGCUUGCGCUCUGCUCUGGAAUUCGAAGAGACUGAUGACUUCUUGCUCGCAUCAGGCGCUGAUGGGCUAUAUCUGCCACCAGGCUUUUCGAAGCUCGGCCCGCUGCUCGAAGUCUUCUCAGAUACCCAGUUCGGAAAUCUUAUUGACUGUGACAUCGCGAAAAAGAACAACUUGACCAUGCAGUUCAAAUUUGUAGGCCUCGACAUCACUGUUCCUGGGUCCAGUCUUGUUGGUAAGCGGCUGAGCGAAGAGCAAAUAGCUGUGUUGGACCCAAAGCCGCCCACGCGAACAAAGGAAUGGAACAGUUUAUGCCCUUUCAAGGUUCGGGAGCAAUACCCUAAGGGUCCACCUAUCUUGGGCAUUCCGUUCCUCGAGAAUACUUAUGCCGUGUUUGACCAAGAAUCGCGGACGGUGGCGUUGGCGCAGGCCAAGUUUAACGAAAAGAACACCAAGAUUGUCGAAGACGCAAAGUCAAACGACUUCCUUCUGAUAUCCAAUGAACCCGUGCCCCAGAGCGUCAGGGACGGCUCGGCCGUUGCUCCGCGUCCUAGUCAGCCAGCGGGUGACAAGAAUGGCAAAGACGAUACCGGUAAAGGCGACAGUAAUGACAAGAGCAAAGACAAUAAGAACAACGGAGCGGCUGUGCGGGUAUGUGGUGGCGUAAUGAUCUCGGCGGCGGCAGCAGCUGCCGCUAUUCACUUGUAA
Molecule: messenger RNA, 1485 nt
Organism: [Torrubiella] hemipterigena
Lineage: Eukaryota; Fungi; Ascomycota; Sordariomycetes; Hypocreales; Clavicipitaceae
Source: the annotation of a GenBank genome assembly